AUGCCAGAGCCAGCAAAAUCUGCUCCCGCUCCCAAGAAGGGCUCUAAAAAAGCUGUGACUAAGACUCAGAAGAAGGGCGAUAAGAAGCGCAGAAAGACUAGGAAAGAGAGUUAUUCCAUCUACGUGUACAAAGUGCUGAAACAAGUUCACCCGGACACCGGUAUCUCCUCUAAGGCCAUGGGGAUCAUGAACUCCUUUGUGAACGACAUCUUCGAGCGUAUCGCUGGGGAAGCGUCUCGCCUGGCUCAUUACAACAAGCGUUCAACCAUCACUUCCCGGGAGAUCCAGACCGCUGUGCGCCUGCUUCUGCCGGGGGAGCUGGCCAAACAUGCUGUGUCUGAGGGCACCAAGGCCGUCACCAAGUACACCAGCUCCAAGUAAA
Messenger RNA from Terrapene triunguis (Three-toed box turtle), 382 nucleotides. RefSeq names its product histone H2B 8. The transcript has a single exon. The record is from RefSeq and is a predicted model, not a curated record. Gene Ontology annotation, molecular function: protein heterodimerization activity; structural constituent of chromatin; DNA binding. Gene Ontology annotation, cellular component: nucleosome. Bases 1 to 381 code for a protein of 126 amino acids. Lineage: Eukaryota; Metazoa; Chordata; Testudines; Emydidae.